CUGAGAAUCUAGUGUGUUGUUAAGUAUUAUUUUUUGAAACUUGUUUUCAGGUGUGUGUGUGUGUGUGUGUGUACUUUAAGACUUACUGCUCAUUGUGAGAGGCAGUUAAAGAAGUCGUUUGAAGUUACUGGUGUAAUAGAAAGAAUCUAGGCAUUGGAAUCUGCCAGGCUUUGGUUUGAAUUUGUCCUGUGUGAUUCUUGCAAGUCAUCUACAUUCUAACUUAAUCUACCUAUUGUGUAAAGAGUUCUCUCUCUCUCUCUCUCUCUCUCUCUCUCUCUCUCUCUCUCUCUCAGCAUAAUCUGAUACAUAAUCAGAGUCGAAUAGAUAUUUGUGCCCCUUUCCUUAAAUAGUGUCCUCCAUGUAAAAUCACUUCACUGAUAGUGGGGCCCUUAGUCUACAUUCCAGAUUUUUAUUUUAUUAUUAUUAUUAUAUUAUUAUUAUUAUUAUUAUUAUUAUUAUUUUGCGAGCAGUCUUGAGCACAGUUCUUUGCCCUUCCUCUUCUCACACUGCACAGGUUUUUGUUAUUAAAGGCUGGCACGGUCCCUCUGCCGAAUACUGGCUAAUUAUUUCACUGUUCAUUUAGUAUUACAAACUUUAAAAUCUCUUCUGUUUCUUAACAACAACAGCGAAGUGCCGGACUGGUGGCAGGGGGCCAGACAACAAUCUGUUGAGUUGGGUCCACCGCACAUCCCUUGCAGCGUCCCUUGUCAUGUACAGGGAAGCAGAUGCGAGGCCGAUUCCACCAGCAUUUCUCACUCAAUCUCCUCCAUGCUAAACAGGCCAGCUAGGCAUUAAGUCAUGUCUCUGGGUAGCUUAAGUGGAAAGUGUGAACAGAGAAGCCACUUUAUGUGAGGACAGCCGAAAAUUAGAUCCCUUCCCCUCCCCACUCCUCUUCCCCCAGGGGAGAAGGCACUUAUCAGCCAAGAGCUCGAUGCCCGAACCGUGCAGCGUCCUGAGCUCCAGAGGUUUGCCAGCACGCACGAUCUGCGGCGCCGAGAGCCCUUCUCUCCAGAUGAAUUCUCAUAGUAUCACAGACGCGCGCAGUCCGGAUCGAUACUGGAUGGCAGACGUGCUCUCGCCUUCAAGUGUAGGCACAGGACGGCGGAUUGAGCCGCCCUGCAGUUCGUUCGCUGCUUCUCAUCAGCUCAGUCCUGGCAGAGGACAUUAACCCGUUCCCGCACGGAUUCCCACCCUGUCGCGGCGGUCGUCCCUCCGUUGUCCUCCCGCGGCGGCGUAGUCUUUCAGCCCGACGCCCAGGGGCGGGCUCGGUCUGCUCCCGGCGCGUGGCGGGCUGGUGGCGCCCGGGUCCCCAGCGCGCGGUCCCUGGAGGCAGGACAGGGCGCUCCAAGACCCUCGCGCCCGCUUGUCUUCCCGCGUCCCGAUCCCGGGGCCCGGCCCGGCGAAGGCCCCGCCCCGGGAUCCGCUCCCACUCCUGAUUGGCCGGCGCAGCUCGAGGGGCCCGGCCCGACCCGUCCCGGCGUCUUAGCUAUAAAGCGGGUCGCCGCAUGCCCGGCCAGGCCCAGCCCGCCUAGCUUCGGGGCUAGCACACGCACCCGACCCACCAUGCCGAGGGGCUUCCUGGUGAAGCGAACCAAGCGCUCGGGCAACUCCUACCGCUCGCGCCCGGCCGAACGGCUUUUCCACCCUCCGGGUCCCCGCGCUGCACCGCCCUCCCCCGAGGAGCCCAGCCGGGGGCUGUCGGGGUCCCCUUGCUUCGAGCCCGCGUUGGACGGCGCCGAGUGGGGCGCGGGUGGCGGAGACGGCCCGGGACCCAGCCCCGCGAGGCCGGCGGGCCCCGAGCUGCGCCGCGCGUUCCUGGAGCGUUGCCUGCGCUCACCAGUCUCUGCCGAGUCCUUCCCCAGCGCCACAGCCUUCUGCUCCUCGGCGCCCGCGCCCGCGACCUCGAAGGAGCAGUUGGUGCCGUCUCGGGUUGCCGUCCCCAGCUCUGUCCCUGCACCGGCGCCCGUACCUGCUCCGCACAGCCUCCAGCGCCGGGGCAAGGGCGCCCUGGGCUGCGCAUCAGCACCCGCGGCCGUCAGGAAGCCUAAGGCGGUGAGGAGGCUGAGCUUUGCAGACGAGGUGACCACGUCCCCGGUGCUCGGUCUAAAGAUCAAGGAGGAGGAGCCCGGGGAGCCGGCGCGGGCUUUGGGCGGCGUCCGCACGCCGCUGGGGGAGUUCAUCUGUCAACUGUGCAAGCAGCAGUACGCGGACCCCUUCGCGCUGGCUCAACACCGCUGCUCCCGCAUCGUGCGCGUCGAGUACCGCUGUCCCGAGUGCGACAAGGUCUUCAGCUGCCCCGCGAACCUCGCCUCCCACCGCCGCUGGCACAAGCCACGUCCCGCGCCGUCCUGCGCCGCGAGUAAACCUCCCUCCGCGCCGUUGACCCCUCCGGACCCCUCUCUGGCGGCGGGCAAGGAGAACGGCCGCGUGCCGCGGACCGACGAUCAGCACCCGCAGGUCCGGGACAGCUCCGGGAACGGUCAGCACCGGGACAGCGCCGCGCGCCCAGGCCUGCAGGCGUUGGUGCACCCGGAGGCAGCACGACCGCAGGCUCCCUACCCCGAGGUGAUGCUAGGGCGCCGCGGUCUUGGGCCAGGCGGUGCCAGCCCGGGGGCAACAUCCGAGGUCUUCGUGUGCCCGUAUUGCCACAAAAAGUUCCGUCGCCAAGCCUAUCUGCGCAAGCACCUGGGCACCCACGAGGCGGGCCCGGCGCGAGCACCAGCCCCGGGUUUCGGCUCGGAGCACACAGCACCACUUGCAUUUGCUUGCCCGCUUUGCGGGGCGCACUUCCCGUCCGCGGAUAUCCGAGAGAAGCACCGGCUAUGGCAUGCUGUCCGAGAGGAGCUGCUACUGCCCGCCUUGGUCGGGGCUCCUUCGGAAGCGGGCCCUGGAGGGGGUUCCGACGGUAGCACUCAGCAGAUUUUCUCAUGCAAGUACUGCCCUUCCACUUUUUUUAGCUCCCCGGGCUUGACCCGGCACAUCAAUAAGUGUCACCCCUCAGAAAGCCGGCAAGUGCUGCUGCUGCAGAUGCCACUGAGGCCUGGCUGCUGAGGGUCCCAGGCCUGGCGAGAUUUCCAGGAUGGCUGGAGAAAACAAUACGGGAACUCCUGUGGGGCUUUUUUUCAUCUUGCAAUUUCCUCUUUCCUUCCCUUGCCUUCCCUUUUAAAAUUCUCCUAGUCAUGAUCCUCCCGGGGAGAAAGCAGCGAGAUGUAAAACCCCCUCUAGAGCAGGUAUGUAUCUGGCAUAAAAAUUCAUGAUCAAAGCUGACAGCUUUAAAUUCCUCAUUUCCCCACUAAAACAGGGCAUCCCCUUCCUUAAAACGCUGGAGACCCCAAUGAAUCCUAUACGGUUUGUAGUUCCUAUGGAAAGUCGCAGUGAACGCGUGCAAGUCUCAGUGUGUACACAAGGUUCUUCCCAAAGUGGUGGUCAUCGACCAUUUCUCCUCUCGCCAAUGCAGGCAUUUAUGUCGUUUCUGUCUCAAUAGGGUCAGAUUUCUUGCCUUGUAUAUUCUGUGAAUCAAGCUAUGUGACUGAUGCCAAACUUGCAGGGAAGGAAGACUUAGACCCUUGUAGAUGGACAGGAAUAUAAGAGGAUGCUGCUGUCCGGUGUGAAAAUAUCCCUGGAACUUUCUUUCCUCGAUUCAAUGUAUUCAUCCCUUCUUUUAAAUUAGGUUUUGGAGGUGCGGGAAGGAGUUGGUGUGCCCUCUGCAUUCUUUACCUAUUUUAUGUGCUGCAUCCAGGAGCUAAAGGUUUUCUUUACAUAACCUUUUUCUUUUUUUUUUUAAAUACUAUACUCAUUCCUAAAAUUUGAAUGUUUUAGAAAGAUUUCAUUCAAAUUAUUACAAUUUGCUGUAAAUCUGCUGCACACUGCAUUGUAAACUGUUCAACUUAAGGAAGAUGUUAACACCUGUAGCCCACUAUGGAACUGAAUGUCAAUCAAUUCACUCAAUAUUCUAUAUUUUCUUUUCAGGAACAUUUGAAUUUCUUUGUAAAUCAUAUUCAAUGUAUAUUCUGUGUCUAUUCCCUCAAUAGCCAGAGUCUGGGAUACUGGCUGAGCACUAUCCAACAAUAGAUUUGUAAGCUGCUUCCACCAAAUAAAUGUAUGUAG
This is a messenger RNA of Microtus ochrogaster (prairie vole), 4107 nucleotides long. RefSeq names its product INSM transcriptional repressor 2 (gene Insm2). The record is from RefSeq and is a predicted model, not a curated record. Gene Ontology annotation, biological process: negative regulation of transcription by RNA polymerase II; regulation of cell cycle process; neuron differentiation. Gene Ontology annotation, cellular component: nucleus; transcription repressor complex. NCBI's taxonomy places the organism in Eukaryota, Metazoa, Chordata, Mammalia, Rodentia, Cricetidae. Gene Ontology annotation, molecular function: DNA-binding transcription repressor activity, RNA polymerase II-specific; RNA polymerase II cis-regulatory region sequence-specific DNA binding.